AUGAAGUCCGUUCUCUCGGUUUCCCGCAAGCUUUCGAGCCGAAUUUCAUUCAACCAUUCCUUCGUUGGUUCAAGCACUUUGGUUGCAACACGAUGCUAUUCGGAUCAGCAAUAUGAAAAGCUUCCAACUCCACCAGGUAUUCCGAUCUCUGACGCACAAAAAAUCAGAAAUCGUUUCAUUGAACACAGAGCAAAACAUUUGGAAAAUUAUUUGGGUGUGGUUAAUUUGGUUCCUGGUGUUGCUCACGUUCAUGGACGUCAUCUUCAUAAUUGUACUAUUGGUCCAAAUGUUCCAAAACAACUUUCAUUAGCAGGAAAGGAUUUAUAUGCCAGAGUAACUCCUAUCGUUGAUUUUAUUAGAACAGCCGGAUGGGAUUCACUGAGUUCUCAUGAUAUUGAUUUUAUUGAAGAAUGGGAAGCAUGCGUUAAGCAAUACAAGAGUGAUGCCACACAAUACACCGAUACAGAUAAGGCUAUUCUUGGCCCAAUCAUGGAGAGAGCUACCUUGUUGUGGAACGUUGCUCUACAUGCUGAAAACCUUUGUUCUAUUCUUUCAAACUUGAACAACAAGUACAGAAAUACCUACACUUAUCCUGAUGCUGAUAAGGAUUUGCUUCUCGAUAUUACUGCUGAAUAUGUGGAAUUGCGAGACAAGUAUUGGGAAGACCGUGAAGUCCGAGACAAGUUAGCCAAUUCCAUCUUCCAACGUUUGACAUUGGUCAAACAAAAGAUUGUUUUGCCAGAACUUACUCUCAAAUUCCCAAAGCUCUUUGUCUAA
This is a messenger RNA of Naegleria fowleri, 777 nucleotides long. RefSeq lists its product as uncharacterized. NCBI's taxonomy places the organism in Eukaryota, Heterolobosea, Eutetramitea, Acrasida, Naegleriidae. The record is from RefSeq and is a predicted model, not a curated record. Bases 1 to 777 code for a protein of 258 amino acids. The transcript is spliced from 2 exons.